Fukomys damarensis (Damara mole-rat) is the source of this 5423-nucleotide messenger RNA. It is a transcript of the gene Znf592, whose product is annotated as zinc finger protein 592. The transcript is spliced from 11 exons. Bases 151 to 3987 code for a protein of 1278 amino acids. NCBI's taxonomy places the organism in Eukaryota, Metazoa, Chordata, Mammalia, Rodentia, Bathyergidae. The record is from RefSeq and is a predicted model, not a curated record.
GCCUCCCAAGUGAUGGAAUUACAGGUGGUGUUUGGACACUAGACCAUGUGCCUAGGUAGUUUUUCCUUUCUCCACAGCUCAGCUCCCCCAGCAACGCUCACCACACCCUUGUUUUGAGAACCUCACUAAGCCCUUGGUGAGCCUCCAGCCAUGGGGGAUAUGAAAACCCCCGAUUUUGAUGAUCUUCUUGCUGCCUUCGACAUCCCAGACCCCACAAGCCUUGAUGCCAAGGAGGCCAUCCAGACUCCCAGCGAGGAGAGUGAGAGUCCCCUCAAGCCCUCAGGCAUGUGUCUGGAUGAAAACGUGUCCCUAUCUCACUCAGGAUCUGCCCCAGAUGUGCCGGCUGUGAGUGUCAUUGUCAAGAACACCAGCCGCCAGGAGUCCUUUGAGGCAGAGAAAGACCAUGUCACCCCUAGCCUCUUGCACAAUGGCUUCCGGGGCACAGAUCUUCCUCCAGAACCCCCCAACUGUGGGAAGUUUGACUCCACUUUCUUAAAUGGAGACAGUGCCAGGAGUUUCUCUGGCAAGCUGGAGCCUCCCAAGUCUGAGCCAUUAACCACCUUCAACCAGUUUAGCCCGAUCUCUAGCCCAGAGCCUGAGGAUUCCAUCAAAGAUAAUGGGUUUAGGAUAAAGCCCAAGCACUCGGACAGUUAUUUCCCGCCCCCUCCUGGGUGUGGGACUGUGGUGGGCCCAGUCCUGGAGGCACUGACCAAGUUUCCAGUCCCAGAACUGCACAUGUUUGAUCACUUUUGUAAGAAAGAACCCAAGCCUGAGCCCUUGCCCUUGGAGAGUCAGGAGGACUACUCUCGAGGUGGGCAGAAGGUGGUGGAGCCCCACAGAGAGCUGGAUUCCAGUCGAUUCUUUGGGGAAGCUUUGGAGUUCGACAGUCAGCCUGGCCACAGUGUCGGUGAGCCCAAGAAGCCCAUCCUGGAGCUGGGAACCUAUUCAUCCGUGCCCCCCAGGCAGCGCCUCAAGCCUGCUCAUUCCAGGCUGUCCUCGUGUGUUGCAGCCUUGGUAGCCUUGCAGGCCAAAAGGGUGGCCAGUGUCACCAAGGAGGAUCAGUCUGGCCACAUAAAGGAUCCCUCAGGGGCCACCAAAGAGGGUUCCAAAGGUAGCCCCAAAAUGCCCAAGUCACCAAAGAGUCCCCGGAGCCCUCUGGAGGCUACUCGGAAAAGCAUGAAGCCAUCAGACAGCCCACGGAGCAUCUGCAGUGAUGGCAGCAGCAGAGGCUCUCCAUCUGUGGCUGCCAGCUCCCCACCAGCCAUCCCCAAAGUUAGAAUCAAAACCAUCAAGACAUCGUCAGGGGAAAUCAAACGGACCAUUACCAGGAUCCUGCCAGACCCUGAUGAUCCAUGUAAGUCCCCUGUGGGGUCGCCUGUAGGGAGCACCACUGCUGAGGCCCCAGGUGAGGUGCCAGGGGAAGAGGGCACAGCCCUACCUGUGGAGGGGCACCUUCCUGAGGCAGGCACAAAUUUAGGAAGCCCCCAGGGUGACAGGAAAGGGGAAGAGAAUGUGACAAAGGCUGGUGACUCUUCGUCUCCCUGCGGCAGCUCUGCACCCCAGGUCCCCAAGGGGGUGGCCCAGGGCUUGAAGAUGAGCAAGAAGCAACAGAGCAUGGCCCCACAGGCCUCGACUCCCACCAGUCUCCUGCCCAAAGCUGUGCACCUGGCCAACCUCAACCUGGUCCCCCACAGCGUUGCUGCAUCUGUGACGGCCAAAUCCUCUGCACAGAGACAGAGCCAGCCCCAGCUCACACAGAUGUCGGUGCCCCUGGUGCACCAGGUGAAGAAGGCUGCCCCCCUGAUUGUGGAAGUCUUCAACAAGGUCCUGCACAGCUCCAACCCCGUGCCCCUGUAUGCACCGAAUCUCAGCCCUCCUGCGGACAGCAGGAUCCAUGUGCCUGCCAGCGGGUACUGCUGCUUGGAGUGUGGGGACGCAUUUGCCUUAGAGAAGAGUCUGAGCCAGCACUACAGCCGGCGCAGUGUCCACAUCGAGGCACUGUGCACUCUAUGCUCGCAGACACUGCUCUUCUUCAAUAAGUGCAGCCUGCUCCGGCAUGCCCGAGACCACAAGAGCAAGGGACUCGUCAUGCAGUGCUCUCAGCUGCUUGUAAAGCCCAUUGCCGCUGACCAGAUGUUUGUGUCAGCGCCGGCCAGUACCCCGGCACCAGCGGCCCUGGCCUCCUCCUCAUCUCCCAAACAUGGCACCUCCUCAGGCAACAGUAACCCCCAACCCCCAGCUUUUCCGCUCUACCCAGACCCUGUGAGGCUCAUCCGGUACGGAACCAAAUGUCCUGAAUGUCACAAGCAGAUGCAGGACUACAUAGUCCUGGCUGCACAUUUCCAGAGGACGUCGGAGGAAACCGAGGGGCUGACAUGCCAGGUGUGUCAGAUGCUGCUGCCCAACCAGUGCAGCUUCUGUGCACACCAGCGGAUUCAUGCUCACAAGUCCCCCUACUGCUGCCCGGAGUGUGGAGUCCUCUGUCGCUCCGCCUACUUCCAGACCCAUGUCAAGGAGAAUUGCCUGCACUAUGCCCGCAAGGUGGGCUACAGGUGCAUCCACUGUGGUGUCGUCCACCUGACCUUGGCCUUGCUGAAAAGCCACAUCCAGGAGCGACACUGCCAAGUUUUCCACAAAUGUGCAUUCUGCCCCAUGGCCUUCAAGACUGCCAGCAGUACUGAGGACCACAGCACCACCCAGCACCCCACCCAGCCCCACAGACCCUCCCAGCUCAUUUAUAAGUGCUCCUGUGAGAUGGUCUUCAACAAGAAGAGGCAUAUUCAGCAGCAUUUUUACCAGAAUGUCAGCAAGACACAGGCGGGCGUCUUCAAGUGCCCUGAGUGCCCGCUCUUGUUCCUGCAGAAGCCAGAGCUGAUGCAGCAUGUCAAGAGCACCCACGGCGUUCCCCGGAAUGUGGAUGAGCUGUCUAGCCUGCAGUCUGCAGCGGACACGUCCUCAGGCCGCCCUGGCUCUCGAGUGCCCAUGGAGCCCCAGGCCACUAGUGUGGCCGCCCGAGGUAGCUCCCUAUCCUCAGGUCGCUGGGGCAGGCCUGAAGCCCAUCGGAGGGCUGAAACCAGGCCCCGGCUGAGGAGCACGGGCUGGACCUGCCAGGAGUGCCAGGAGUGGGUUCCGGACCGAGAGAGCUACGUGUCCCACAUGAAAAAGAGCCAUGGGCGGAUGCUGAAGCGGUACCCAUGUCGGCAGUGUGAACAGUCCUUCCACACUCCGAACAGCCUGCGAAAACACAUCCGAAACAACCACGACACCGUGAAGAAGGUCUACUCGUGUGGGUACUGCACUGAGGACCCUCCCAGCUUCCCUCGGCCUUCCCUUUUGGAGAGCCACAUCAGCCUUAUGCAUGGGAUCAGGAGCCCUGAUCUGAGCCAGACGACAUCCAAAGUCAGAACUCCGGACAGACAUUCCCCUCAGGUGAAUCAUCUGAAAAGACCCCUCAGUGGAGCAGGGGAUUCUCAAGGCACCAGCAACGGCGCUACUGUCCCUCCCCCAAAAAGGCACAAAUCCCUCUUUCAGUGUGCAAAAUGUAGCUUUGCCACGGACUCGGGGCUGGAGUUCCAGAGCCACAUACCUCAGCACCAGGCGGACAGCUCCACAGCUCAGUGUCUCCUCUGUGGCUUGUGCUACACCUCUGCCAGCUCCCUCAGCCGCCACCUCUUCAUCGUCCACAAAGUGCGAGACCAGGAGGAAGAGGAGGAAGAGGAGGAGGAGAUAGUGGAGGCCCUUCCUGAGGAGAAGACCAGCAGCCGGUGCUUCUCCACUCUCCAGAGACCUUCUAUAGGAGCAGUGUCUCCGUACCAGUCCAGAGUCACCUUGCAGGUCUUCCCAGGGCUGGUUGCACUGACUGUAAGGCCUGUUGAAGUCUUCUUGGGUGUCUCCCACUUUCCUAAAGAGGAGCUUUACACUGAAGGGGUACCCUUUAUGGUUGAGGGGGUGGAGAGCAGGAAUUCUGUCCUUUUCCUGCAGCAUUAGAGACCUUGCUGUUGCUUCUGCCACGUGGAACUCAGUGUGGCAGAGCUGGAAGUAGACCAGGGGGAUGGUGGGGCUGCCUUCACUGGUGGUGGAGUUGGGGCUACCCUGGGCCUGGGGUUGUCCCUGCAAAUCUAGUACAACCCUCGUGCAUGGUGCCUACUGGGUUCUUAGGGGUGAUCAUUCAUGGGAGGUGUGAGUUGCAGUUAUAAAUUAAGUCAGAUAAAUAUGCUCAACCUUUCCACAGUUGAAAGAAAAACCAGUUUUUUUCUCCCUGUAUCAAAUGCCAGAUUGUUAUUGAAAUGCUAAUGGCAGUAGGAAAGGUUGGUGCUGCCUUAGUUCCAGAGACUCUGACACCCAUAGCAUUUUUAAUUGCUCUUCCUGGCAAGGCUGCCCCUCCUUGCUCCCCCAGCUGCCUGCAGAGCCAGAGCCAGCUCCAGACCCUGGGUCCAUUCAUAAGAUCAGGUCCUGGAGGAGGCACAAGAGGGGUGUGGGGUGGAUGCCUGAAGUCUGUCCCACUCAGAAGCAGUGGUAGCUGAGCGCAGGCAGAGGAGGUGCAGAAGUCACAGGCUCAGCCACCUGUCUUGAGUCCAGACACAUGUCCCCUUCCUGGGUGGAGGAAUGCCAAGCUGCUCACUAAGCACCCGGGGGCAGGGCCUGGUGCCUGCUCACAGCCAGCUCUUAGCAAAACCCCAGCCUCACAGACUCUCUUUCCAAGUGGAACUGGUAUUUCCAUCCAGCUCCCUUACAGGCUCUUAUGAGGUCAUGCACAGGCCAGCUCUUUCUGAUUUAUAAAGCAAACAAAGGUGGAGAGGCUGUAUUUGACGUUUGGGUUUGGAGGUAGCAUCCACCUCUGGCUCUUCAUCCCAGGAUGCUGCUUAUCAGCUAAGCGUUGGUGGAGAGCAUUACUUCUCUGUGAUUUAGUAAUUGUGAUGUUGUAUUUUAAGCUCUGCUCACAUGCCCAGCAUUAGCUAGAUGUUUUCUAGUGACACUAAUCCUCACAGACAUCGCAGUUAUCCCCCAUUUUACCAAGAAGAACACAGGCUGAGAUGUGAAAGGACAGAUGUGUCCGGCCAUCUGUGACGGCAGUGUUGUGUUGAGCCCAUCAAGCCCUCUGGUGUCUUAGUGACCAUGGCUGCUUUUCUACCUCCCUAAAAUUUGGGGUGUCCCCAAGUGAAGACCAUUCAUGCCCCCUGACCCCUAGAGGGCCCUGCACAUCACAUCUGCUGAAGCAGCAGCAUCCUUGGACCGGUCAUUCCCAUUGGGGUUUCCUCUGCCAUUUGAAGACCAUUGUUUUUUGAGGACUGGCGGGAAAAGGUUGCCCCGUCCAGCAUCUUCUGAUCUCUUCUCUUUCACAGUGUUUUGGACGAUGGUGCUGUCAUUUGUCAUCAGCAGAGAAUGCUGGCUGUAAUGGGCGCUUAACUGCCUCAAGGAGAGGU